AAAGGCGAAUUGAUCAUGUUGCAUAUUGGACAGUGCGGAGUGCAAGCAGGACAUACAUUUUGGGAACAACUGACCUAUGAACACGGGAUCCAACCCGAUGGAUUUAAUGAACUUAAUAAAUUGGACAGCGAAACAAAAGUCGAGCCAAUUUCAUUCUUUAAUUUAACAGAGGAGGAAAGAUACGUUCCCAGAAGCAUUUUUAUUGACUCCGAACCAAGUACGACGGAUGAAGUUCAAAAUGGACUAUUUCGCAGCCUAUUCAACCCCUGCUCUUUCAUUCAUGGCAAGGAGGAGGCUGCAAACAACUACGCGCGCGGACGCUUUAUCCUCGGAGCUCAAAUCAUGGACCCGAUAGUGGAGCGAGUGCGCAAGGAGGUGGAGGCCACAGACAUGUGUCAGGGCUUUGUCGUCAACCACAGCACCGGAGGUGGGACCGGUUCUGGUGUCACGGUUCGCGUAAUGGAACACCUGGCCGACACGUUCAACAAGGCUGCGAAUGUGCAGGUCAGUACAGUUGACAGAAGACUUUCUUUUACACAUUAA
This is a messenger RNA of Dibothriocephalus latus, 543 nucleotides long. The record is from the annotation of a GenBank genome assembly. NCBI's taxonomy places the organism in Eukaryota, Metazoa, Platyhelminthes, Cestoda, Diphyllobothriidea, Diphyllobothriidae.